Fusarium venenatum is the source of this 1323-nucleotide messenger RNA. RefSeq lists its product as uncharacterized. NCBI's taxonomy places the organism in Eukaryota, Fungi, Ascomycota, Sordariomycetes, Hypocreales, Nectriaceae. The record is from RefSeq and is a predicted model, not a curated record.
AUGAUAACCAUCACGCCGGCCAGAUACAAGAAGUUCCCAUCACUGACCAACCCAGUGCUAUCCAGAACACCUGAAAACCAGCAAAUCGUACAAAACCUCAAAGAGAUAUACGACAACCACUCCAAGUAUUGGGAUGAGAGAACCAGAUGCACCAUUAUCGAUUAUAUUCUCAAUCGUGACACCGAAGUCACAGAGCGCAUCGCCCGCUCCCCCCACAGACAUAAGCUCCUGCAGCGAAACAUGACAUUCGCCAUUUGGAUCGUGCUUAGAGCGACUUAUGGCCUCAAAAGUCUUGCCAGACUUCAGUACCGACUUAUUGAGAAGUAUCCUGGGGUUGAUCCUGCAUCUUUCGUUAGCCCUGCCCUGGAGACCAAAACCGGUUCUCGGGAGAAUGGAGACGAAGAAGAAGACAAUGCUCUUACUCAUCCUGCUCCGCCGCUGCCUCCCCCUCGUGCUCCAAGUAUCUUUGGGCCAGUAGACGUUUCCAAGUUCACCUAUCGUCAUGAGCAAGACGAUUCACAAAAGCGAAAGAGACUUGACGACGCCAAUUUCCAACCAUGGAAAAUUCCCAAAAUAACAGUCAAACGCGAGCCCGAUACUGUAAACGUCUCGACCGCUCUUCGCCCGCCGGCCCUUUCUCAAGUCCACCUCCUACCCACGAGAGAGAGUCGCAACAUGGCUUCUCCUGUUGACAACGCGCCCCUGCCUUCGAUCGAAAGUCCCUAUGGGUCUUUGGACUCUGAACAUGAAAAUUCGCUAUCUCAGCAAGAUAAAGAGAAUUGCAUCCCUCCACUCCGACCAUCUUUCAAAAGUCCCGCGCAAGCCUCUCGGUCUGUUCAGUCUAUCGAGUCAGGGAACAUUGGCCCAGGCCCAUCCCUUUCCUCUUCGCAAAUCCCCUCUCUACUUGAGCAGUGCCGCAAGUUUGAUGCUAAAAUCCGUAAACUACAAACAGGCAUCGAUAAGAUGAGAAAGGAGCGACAAGAAGAGCGCCAAAGCUUUGUCGAGACAAUUACAUCCAUUCGAGACGAAAUUCGAGCUGAUAUAGGCUGCAGUCGAGAGUCGACCAUCUUGACCAAAACUGCAAAAGUCAACACCGCAAUGACUGAAUACAACAACGCCGUCGGGACUUUGCGUGCGUCACUCAGCAACCUAGCAACAGAGCUGGGCGAGAAACCCGAGCAAGACAAGCCCUCGCUUGACUUGAAGAAAACCGUCGAUGAUUUGAACAAGUCUAUAGGGGCUGUAGGGACCAUCUUUGAGGCACGACAGCAAGAGUUCCGGAGCCAGGUUAAGGCCUUGGACGAAACAACGGACCGAUCCUAG